Molecule: messenger RNA, 1326 nt
Organism: Alternaria atra
Lineage: Eukaryota; Fungi; Ascomycota; Dothideomycetes; Pleosporales; Pleosporaceae
Exons: 1
Coding region: 1-1326 (441 amino acids)
Source: RefSeq, a predicted model, not a curated record
AUGACCAGCAUUUUGCCUUCAUUUGUAUUUCCCGACCCCGCACCCUCUCUGCCUACAUGGCCAGCAUUCACCGAUGCACCGUUCAAACCUGGUAACAACCCAUCUGACCACAUGCGAAUGUACCUGCAGUAUGUACUUGGCGACAGAUACAACUACCCUGCCAGUGGCUUUGGAUCACCGACCGCUUCUGUCCACAUAGCCGACAUAAUAGAACCGUUUCUACUCGGGACAAAUCCAGACUCCGAUACUGCUUGGACAGAACAAAUCCAUGCAGUACAGAUAUACUGCUUGGUGUGCCCUCCUAUGGAGAACGGCGACAGAAAAGGAGAAACAGACGAAGUGGGAUGGCCUUUCUGUGGAGGCGGCGACGACGUCGGCUCCGAAUCGACAUUUGAUCAGAUACUCGAUUGGGCUCCGCAAUCUGGUGGAGUUAGUCAAGGACUUGCAGUGCCCGAACCGAGUUUUGGGAAGCCGAGUUCUGGGUGGGGGAGCAUAAGUCUGGCAUGUGCACUGGCGAUGUACACGACUUCCGACAUUAUCGAUGGGACAGUGCCACUCUACAUGAACCGUCCAAGCGUCAAGAGUCAAGUGUUCAUCGUCUCUGGUGCUCCAAGAAACGGUGCAUCGGAUCCUGGCGUAUUGAUGCCUUACCGGUAUAGCGUGGCUUGCCCUCUUGGCUCACAAAACGGGAGUGCCUGCGAUAAUACAGAGCCUUCCUCGACGAGUAGCUAUACUCCUGUUCCCACAUCGACCCAAGACAUGUGGGUUGCAUUGUUUCCCACAGCAACUUCUACAACUUCAGCUCGAAAUUCCAUUGAUGUCUGUGUUGAGUCGAAGUUCAACCGCUGUCGUACAGAUGGGUGGUAUGGAUGGCCGGUUGGCCAACGUGUUGGAGUUAUCAUUUGCGUGGCGGUCGGCUCCAUCAUUCUCAUACUGUUACUACGUCGAUGCUCGCAGUCCAAGUGGUCCCAUAAGCGAGAGAAGGCAAAGCCGAUGCUCUUGAGCGAGUUACGUCGCCAGCAGGCUGCAGAGGAACGAGUCGCGGCCGAACGACGUUAUGUCGAACGCCUACAUGAGGAACACGCAAGUACUUCAAGAGGAAGUAGGGACCGGAUAGAACACCCCCCAGAAGAUGUGCUCCCGACAUACAAAGAAGCGAUCAAGGAUCGUAGGCGCACGCCGGCCGGAGACGCUCCGCAAGUGAACGAAGGUGUAUCGAUAGGAUGGCCACCAAUGUACUCAGACAUUGUACAACAGCCUGCACCCGUUGCAAGCACUUCGUCGCGAGUUCCCUAUCCGGCCCUUCCAGCAUCUCCGAGAAGAUAA